AAUAGUUCCUCCUAUGUCAAAUCUCCCUCCAACAGCGACCUCAAUAUACUAAGGCAAGGCGCAUAAUAUCCUUCUCACCUAUCUCCGUUUCCUGGACACCCUAUAUCAAGAUUGACCACGGCUCGCCGGCACCAUGACUACGCUGAAAAAUUUGAAUUUCAUCACCGGCAACAAGAACAAACUUGCCGAGGUUCGAGCAAUUUUGGGAGAUGUAAUCGAAGUUAACAACCAGGGCAUUGAUGUGCCGGAGAUACAGGGGACCAUUGAGGAAAUUGCUAGAGAAAAGUGCAGGCAUGCGGCGGAAGUGAUUGGAGGCCCAGUUCUCACCGAGGACACAGCGCUUGAAUUUCAUGCACUGAAAGGCCUCCCUGGACCAUACAUCAAGUCGUUCCUUGACGCGUUAGGCCAUGAGGGGUUGAAUAAAAUGCUUGAUUCCUUCGACGAUAAGUCUGCAGAAGCCGUAUGUACGUUUGCCUUUUCUGAUGGCCCUGGAGCAGAGCCUAUUCUAUUCCAGGGAAGGACGAAGGGUGCAAUUGUCAGACCAAGAGGCCCAUCGAAUUUUGGCUGGGAUCCGAUUUUUGAAUAUCAAGGGAAAACGUACGCUGAGAUGGACAAAGCAGAGAAGAACCAAAUAUCUCACAGGUAUAAGGCUUUGGACAAACUACAACGUUGGUUGAUCGAGAGAAAUUCUUGAGCCCAACCCUCUGCAGCAAUGACGUUGAUAGAUCAAGGCUUCUUUAGAUUAGUAGAGACAAUUCAAUUUGUGUUACCGCUAUGGUUGUGCUUCCAAGAAUCUAUCCAGGUUGAAAUUCUUGCGCAAUUGUUCUCUACAUCGUCAUCCUUUUCACUAGUGAGCUCGACCACGAUCUCUUCGUCGAAGGCUUCACGGGCCUCUUCGAACAGGACGCCGAAAAUCUCCGCAUCAAGAUUUUCCUGCAGCUUCACUUGUUUAUAUUCCC
Molecule: messenger RNA, 959 nt
Organism: Aspergillus alliaceus
Lineage: Eukaryota; Fungi; Ascomycota; Eurotiomycetes; Eurotiales; Aspergillaceae
Product: non-canonical purine NTP pyrophosphatase
Exons: 6
Coding region: 134-694 (186 amino acids)
Biological process (GO): nucleoside triphosphate catabolic process
Cellular component (GO): cytoplasm
Molecular function (GO): nucleoside triphosphate diphosphatase activity
Source: RefSeq, a predicted model, not a curated record